Messenger RNA from Zymoseptoria tritici IPO323, 796 nucleotides. RefSeq lists its product as uncharacterized. The transcript has a single exon. Gene Ontology annotation, molecular function: pre-mRNA 3'-splice site binding; metal ion binding. Gene Ontology annotation, biological process: mRNA splicing, via spliceosome. Gene Ontology annotation, cellular component: U2AF complex; spliceosomal complex. Bases 10 to 639 code for a protein of 209 amino acids. The record is from RefSeq and is a predicted model, not a curated record. Lineage: Eukaryota; Fungi; Ascomycota; Dothideomycetes; Mycosphaerellales; Mycosphaerellaceae.
ACCGCCACCAUGGCGAACUACCUGGCUUCCAUCUUUGGCACAGAGCAGGACAAAGUCAACUGCUCAUUCUACUAUAAAAUCGGCGCCUGCCGUCACGGCGACCGCUGCUCGCGCAAACACGUCAAACCCUCCUACUCGCAAACCAUUCUCCUCCCGAACCUCUACCAAAACCCCGCCUACGACAACAAAUCGCGCAUGACACCCUCCCAACUCCAAAACCACUUCGACGCCUUCUACGACGACUUCUGGUGCGAAAUGUGCAAAUUCGGGGAACUGGAAGAGGUGGUAGUCUGCGACAACAACAACGACCAUCUGAUCGGGAAUGUGUACGCGCGCUUCAAGUACGAGGACGCCGCGCAGAAGGCGUGUGACGAGCUGAACAGUCGGUGGUAUGCGGCGCGGCCGAUUUACUGCGAGUUGAGCCCUGUUACGGACUUCCGCGAAGCGUGCUGCAGACUCAAUAGUGGUGAGGGCUGUGUACGAGGAGGGUUCUGCAAUUUCAUCCAUCGCAAGGAGCCGUCGCCGGAUCUGGAGAAGGAGUUGGAGUUGGCUACGAAGAAGCACUUGCGCAUUCGGGGAAGAGAUGAGAGGAGUGUCACGCGCAGCCCUUCGCCGGAGCCGACUCGGAGGAGGGAGUAGAUGGAUGAGGGAUUGAAAGAAUCAGCAAGAUAGGCGGUGAAGUACCGCGAGGUAUCGCCAGCAGGUGAAGCACAGGCAGGCGCGCAGACUGCUACGAUCGAGCAGGAGACAAGGCGCACAGUCAGAACGCACGCGCAUUCAGGACACAUCUUGAAAC